AUGAAUUUCUUCAAUAAACCGGAUCCGAAGGAACUCGAGCGAGCCAACAAACGAGAGCUUCGCAAAACGAAUCGCGACUUGGAAUCGGAUCGCCGUCAGAUGGACCGUCGGGAGAAGGAGUUGGAGCAGGAAAUCAAGAAAUUGGCGGCAAAAGGGCAUAACGAUGCGGCACGACAUCUGGCGAAGCAGCUGAUUCAGUUGAGGAAUCAGAAGACGAAAUCCGUUGGAAUGAGUGCCCGGAUAAGUGGAAUUCAGGCUCAGAAUUCUGUGAAAACGAUGAAGGAAAUGAACAAGCAAAUGCCAUUGGAGAAAGUCGCAGCGAAUAUGCGAGAAUUCCAGAUGGCUCAGGAGAAAAUGGGUCUUACGGAGGAGAUGAUGAACGACACGCUGGACUCGAUUCUCGACGCUCCAGGCGACGCCGAUGAGCAAGACGCAAUUGUGGCUCAGGUUCUCGAUGAGAUUGGCAUUGAGAUGAAUUCAAAGCUCGCCAACGUGCCAACCAUCCCGACUCGUGUCGGCGCCGCCAGCGCCUCGACACCCGACGACUUGGAGGAUCUCGAAGCGAAAUUGGCCAAAUUGAGAAGCUAA
Molecule: messenger RNA, 588 nt
Organism: Caenorhabditis briggsae
Lineage: Eukaryota; Metazoa; Nematoda; Chromadorea; Rhabditida; Rhabditidae
Exons: 5
Coding region: 1-588 (195 amino acids)
Biological process (GO): protein transport; late endosome to vacuole transport; endosome transport via multivesicular body sorting pathway
Cellular component (GO): multivesicular body; ESCRT III complex
Source: RefSeq, a predicted model, not a curated record